Molecule: messenger RNA, 1115 nt
Organism: Dalotia coriaria
Lineage: Eukaryota; Metazoa; Arthropoda; Insecta; Coleoptera; Staphylinidae
Gene: Osi7
Product: Osiris 7
Exons: 1
Coding region: 74-943 (289 amino acids)
Cellular component (GO): membrane
Source: RefSeq, a predicted model, not a curated record
UUCGAUCAGCUCGCAAAGCGCACACACCAAAAAAUACAACAACCACCACAACAACCACAACAUCACCAUCAUUAUGGUAUCGUUCAAAGUGGUCGGACUAUUGUGCCUUGUGGCGGCAGCGUGCGCAUUGCCCGCCCAGGAGGAAGCCCGGGGUACCGGCAACGCCAUCCACACCGAGAAUGACCUCUUGGACAGCAUCUACGCCGACUGCCUGCGUAAGGACAGCAUGUCCUGUGUCAAAUACAAGCUGUUCUCCUUUGUGGACAAGAUGCUCGGACACAAGGAUACCAUCACUGUCACCGAUGGCGUGCAGAUUGUCAAGACUGAAGGCGGUGAGCCCGAAGGUGCCCCACGUGCACUCAACGCUGAUGACUCCAUUGAAUCGUUGAUCAUGGGACGUGUUGCCCGCUUCCUGGAAUCACACACCGUGAAGAUUGACCUGAAGGGAUCUGAGAUUGUCAACGCUGUCAGCAGCACAGCGCGUUCAUUCGGAGAUGUCGUUGAUUCUUUCGGAGAGGAAGAUCCAGCUACUGAGGAAGGUCGUGGAAAGAAAAAGAAGGUCCAGAAGGUUUUGGGACCAUUGAUGGCUGCCGCUGCUUUGAAAAUGGCCAUUUUGGGUAAACUUGCUCUUGCUGCCAUUGCUGUCAUCGCUGGUAAAGCCCUGCUCAUCGGUAAAAUCGCCCUGGUCUUGUCUGCUAUCAUCGGAUUGAAGAAACUCCUCGGUGGGCAAGGAAAACACGUGACCUAUGAAGUGGUCUCACACCCACAACACUCCUCUGGGCAUUCCUCAUCCCACGAGGUGGCUUUUGGAGGUAGCAGCGCAGGUGCUGGUUAUGGCGGUGAUGCCAGCGGUGGUUAUGGCGGCGGUUCCUCUGGACAUGGCGGAUGGGGCAGGUCCUUUGAUCCCCAGGAGCUCGCCUACAGGGGACACACUCAACAAUAAAGUGAUCGGCUAGUCCGUCCCCGUACCUGCCAAUUCUCAGCGAGCCUCUAGUUCCGUCCGCUCCGGUCAAUGCGGCCCGUUUAUUUAUACAUAUAUUUAUUAUUUAAUAAUAAUUGAUAAUUUAUCUCUAUGUCUAAGCCACGAUGAGAAUGAAUAAAUAAUUUUACCAAAA